Penicillium mononematosum is the source of this 480-nucleotide messenger RNA. RefSeq lists its product as uncharacterized. Bases 1 to 480 code for a protein of 159 amino acids. Lineage: Eukaryota; Fungi; Ascomycota; Eurotiomycetes; Eurotiales; Aspergillaceae. The transcript has a single exon. The record is from RefSeq and is a predicted model, not a curated record.
AUGGGGGACCCUGUCGUUGUCUGGGCAUUUGAUUUACCGUUUAUCGCCGUCUACCGGGAUUACUACGCUAUGGUCGGAUCACAUUUGCGAAAAUAUAUUUGGCUGGUGACGAAGAAGACUAGUGGAGACGCUCUGACACAUAAGGGAUUUCACUUCGGAGAGAUCGUGGCGCGACCUGACAAAUUGCCGCAGGCCGUCAAUCCCAAGACAACCCUACAUAUCGACGCCGAGGACUACGACUGGACGCACUUCAAGGAUGCCCCAAGUAUGCGUUGCGUCGCUAACAAUCUUAUCCUUACAUACUACCACGGCGAUCUCACCUUGACGCGCCCGACUAACAUUGCCGGUGUCGGCGCCCUGGCCCGGAUCAUCCAAUUAUCCUGGCUUGGACGGUGUUCCGUGGCAGAAACCAGGAGUAUAAGAACCUGGCCCUUCCCCACCGUCACCGAGCCAGUUAGUUGUCCUCAAUCCAGUCCUUAG